UCGAGUUGCAGCGUGCCAAUCCACGGGUCAUGUAGUACUACUGCCGGGAAAGAUCCGAGUGAUGGCAGAGUGGGUGAAAGGAAGGGACGUUGUUUCGGAGUUUCUGGUUCAGAACCCGCACCUUACGCAGUGGAUGGAGUCUCUUAGGGGUUACUGUGAAACCAAUAAGCAGUGGCGCGCUAGGCAGGAGUUCAUCCUGCGCAACAUAGAGACUUUCCCCUCCAUCAUACCGGGCGUCUACAGCCCUAGCCUGGACCACCUCCUCUCCCUCUCCAUGGUCUGGGCUAACCACGUAUUUCUGCGCUGCCGAUACCCCCCGGGGCUUAUGCAGAAGGUUUUGGAGAUGGCAGAAGGGAUUGUUAUUCAAGAGGUUCCAGUCCGACAAACGAGGGAUGAAAUCAUGGAAAAGAAAGAGGAACAACCCGUCAGGUAUGGCAGGGAGACUGACAGCUCCAUGAAGAAGCUGAAGACAGGAGGUAGUGAAGCAGAAAGUAACAGUGGUGUGAGGGCUGUGGGACGGGCAGGAGGGGCUGUGCCGUCUAAAACAGGCCCGCCACCCCAAGCCCCUGCGGAACAGCAGCCCUUCUUCAAUCGUCUCUACAAGUCGGUGGCCUGGAAGCUGGUGUCGGCCGGGGGCUUUGGCCCCAACCUGGACCACUUUGACAUCCUGAGAGCCUGCGUGGAGGCAUCCAAGGCUAGCUUAAUCUGCGUGUUCGUGCCUCUAAGAGACAUCCCUGACCUGCCUGCUGGUUGUGCCCAGCGCGAGGGCCAAGUGUGUGAGCUACGUUGCCGCACAGUAUAUAUGGGCACGGGCUACGGCCGGGACGAGGACAGCGCCCGGGCCAUGGCAUCUAAGGAGGCGCUGAAGGUCUUCCAGGGUCGCAAGGUGACAGUGCGGAUAUGCCGACGUCGAUACCAGGGCCGGGAUGUGGAGGACUUGGUCCUGCUGGACGAGCAGGCAAGGAGUUCUGCCCUCCCCCCUGCCCUCAGUUACCCCUUUCCGCCAGAGCAGCCUGUGACUCCGCCCCCCUAGCACAGACUACCACCAACACCCCCACAGAGACCUGCAUCACACCCUUUGUUGGUUGCACGUGGUGUAAGUUUAAAAAAGACAUAGGUGCCAACCAUCACUGUGCCAUCAGAGGGCACUGUGGGCAGCUAUCCAGUUGGCUGCUAGGGAAGGCAGAUGUUGGCCCAGAGUGGUGGUUAAUGGUUAAAUUCAGGUAUUCUUUUAAAUGAGGCUCGGUAUUAUGCUUCCCUCCCCUUAGGAGUUUCAGACUGCAGCAGAAUUUAUGACAAAGCUGUUUAGAGCGAUGUGUUGCUGUUCAGUGAAGCCAAUGGGUAUUUAUGCAGUUGGCCAAAUACACAGAGAACAAAUUAUUCCCCCAACCCCCCUUGAAUUUGGACCGAGGGUUUUUGGAGUGGGGCUAAGUCUGAAACAGUUUGUGUGAAACAGUUCCUUAUUAAAGGAACUGGUUUAUUAAAAUUCUCAUUUUUGGUGUUAUUUUACAAAGUUUUAAUCUUUAUUUCCCUUUUUCCAUUUUUUGUUUAUGAGCACCACAGAGUUUGAGUUAGAUGAUCUAUGUGAUCCACAAAAAAUCUAUAUGAAACAUUAAGUUGAAAAUACGAAUUUUGAAAGGGAAUGUCUGAGCAUAUGCAGCAACAGGGCAGCAGUUAUGUCGCUCCAAAUUGGCCAGUUUGGCCAGUGCACUAUAGGAUAUUACACCAUACUAAAAUGACCAAACAAAUGUUCAUCCAUUGAUCUGAAGGGAUUUUAUGAAGCUUAUCACUGCGGGAAAUGUGUGAUUAGAUCUGAGUAUGUGUGUAGCAGGUCAAAAAGUUAAAUAUUAAAUACGAUUUUGGUCACUGGUCUUUGAGUGUCUUGAGUACUGUAUUGACUGUUUUUUUGUCAAGUCAGCAGUUCUGUGUUCCAGUUAUUGUUUUAUGCAUAGACAUCAUGAGAGACCAUCAAAAAUACUGUUCCUUGUUUCAUGCUUAGGUCUUCACUUUGAAAUACAGCUUCCAGUGACAUCUUGCUUUGGCUUCAAGCUGCAAGAAGAUGCUGUAAUUAACAGAUGGAUGAGACAACAUCUAAUUGAUGCAUUUCUCAGGGUUUAACCCAGACUGCUGUGGAGCAGGGCUGAAUUUUACCCUAUAUGUACCAUUGUCUCUGAGGUUGCCUUCAGCCAAAGAGGCUGUUUUUCAAUUUGGUGUGCUUUAACUUUGGUUGAUGACAGUUCUUCUGGUGAUUGUUUUUUUUAAAUAUAAUUUUUAUUAAUAUAUUUAAGAGGCUGAGUACCCCGUGCUUUCUGACAGGUGGCAUUGUUGCUGGUAGUGUCAUUAUUCAGCCUGCAGGCUGCUUUAUGUGUGGCUUUUCUCUAGUUCCUCACAUUAUGU
Messenger RNA from Megalops cyprinoides (Indo-Pacific tarpon), 2397 nucleotides. Its product is annotated as CDKN2A interacting protein. The record is from RefSeq and is a predicted model, not a curated record. Gene Ontology annotation, cellular component: nucleoplasm; nucleolus. Bases 62 to 1033 code for a protein of 323 amino acids. Lineage: Eukaryota; Metazoa; Chordata; Actinopteri; Elopiformes; Megalopidae. The transcript is spliced from 4 exons.